AUGGCGAGUCCCUCAGGCAUUGUGCCUUCUGCUUCUGAGUACUCAUAUCUCGAAACCACUUAUGGCCUUACUUCUCUUGAUGGUGUGGAGUUUCCUUCGCCAGGUUCUUCUAUCCUUUCCCCUCCUCCCGGAAAGGUUGUUGCUUUUGAGAUGAUCUGUCGGGCUAAUGGUUAUCUUCUUGAUUAUUUUGUGUUUAAAUACUUUUUCCGCUUUUGUUGGACCGGUGAUAAGUUCAUGUUUUCCGUUCGUCGGGACGGACACACCCUAGUGCUUGACGACCGAACGCCCAAAAACUGGCAAGAUAGGUGGUUUUGGGUUAAUCAUGGCUUAGUGGGUAGCGGACGCUAUUGUGCCAACACUUUUGCUGAUACUACCCCCAAAUUAUUUCCCCAUAACCAGGGCAUGGCUGAUUUUCUCAAGAACAUCCAAGUGUCCCCCGAGGACUAUUCUGAGGCCCUUCUCUCCGGUGUAGGAAUGAGCCCGUGUUUGAGACGUCACAGUAAAAUGGCGGUUUUCUUCGUCGUCGGUGAUGGUGGUGGUUGUAGCGAUCAUUUGGAUGCCAACGUUUGUCUGGGUGAUGAGUGUAAUAAGAAUGAUGUUGUUCCUGAUCCAGGUCGUGUUGAUGACAUUGGUGAGAAUGCUGAGGAUGUAGAAGAUGUUGUUGUGCGUGGAGGUGGUGGUAUUAAUGACGGUGAUGGUAUGAUGUCUCGGGAAUUAGCUUCUUCAUCGGCAUGGAUUGUCCUUAGCGUGCCUAUCAUCACCUCCGCUAGAAGCAUUGCCUCCGCUCCAUAUGUCAAACUGAAUGGUGUCUCCCGCGUGCCUGUUCGUGGGGUGGUCCUAUACGACCGUAGCACCGUUGGUAUCUCUUCUGCCCAAUUUCCUUUGGCCUUUCCUAACCACUUUUUAAUCCCGUUCAUAAUGGUUCUAUUGGAUACUUCGGUAUGUAUGUUUUCUUGUUGGUGUGCCACUAAUGUGAAUCGUUGA
Lactuca saligna is the source of this 984-nucleotide messenger RNA. Lineage: Eukaryota; Viridiplantae; Streptophyta; Magnoliopsida; Asterales; Asteraceae. The record is from the annotation of a GenBank genome assembly.